Molecule: messenger RNA, 1077 nt
Organism: Letharia columbiana
Lineage: Eukaryota; Fungi; Ascomycota; Lecanoromycetes; Lecanorales; Parmeliaceae
Exons: 3
Coding region: 1-1077 (358 amino acids)
Source: RefSeq, a predicted model, not a curated record
AUGGAGGUGUGGUGGCUCGGGUGGUGCCUGGUACAGCAUCACUACCUAAAAGCCACGGCUUGCGUCUCAGACGCUCGUCUCCCAUCAACAAGUAGUAUGCCCAGAACGGUCUGGAAGCAAACGGACCCGCGCCUCAAAGAUGACCCCCAGUGGAACAACCCCUCCUACCUCCGGGCCUGCGCCGAAGAAGCCCACUACGAGCCCCAACGCAACGCCUUCCACAUCCCCCUCUACAUCCACCCCGCUUCCCCCACCGACGCCGCCCGCCGCCUCGACUUCCGCGACCACUUCAACAGAAACGUGGCUCGGCGACUCGAUCAGCUGAGCCCGGACGACGGCCGCGCUUUCUGCUGGAAGGACUGCGCUAUCUACGGCAACGGCGGGCUGACGGGAAAGGACCAUGUCGCACUGCUGGAUGACGUUUACCGGGAGUGGUUCCCGCACCGGGCGCAGGACAAGGAUGAGAUCGUGCGCUUCCACGCGGCGCUGUGUGAGAAGUUGUGCGAGCUGGAGAAGGAGAUACCGGACACGAAACCGGUCGAUCCGUGUGAAGUCCGGCCUGGCCAGGCUCGGUCAGUGGCGGAGUAUAAGCUGAGGGAGACGUUUUCGAUGGCCUUCAUCGUGCUGGAUACUGGGUGGCAGGAGCGCGGUGUUCUGCUUGCCUGGAGGAGCGAGGAUCUUGCGUCGAGAUACAGUUGCGAGGAAGGUGGAGAAAUAACUGGAUACGAUGGCAGCGAUGGCGGUGACUUGGGCCAAACGUGUGUGUUCCGGUGCCCACUCAAGCGCGCGAUGCAACUUAUCGUCUCGACGGACCCGGAGAGGGCUAAGCGACGGGCAGAAUACAACGAGAUGUUGGAGGAGACACUUGGUGAAGACGAUGGCGCGACGACGACGACGACCAGGAGUAGCCUUUCAACCGAGGCUGCUACUUCUCUCCGAGCAGUCUUCAAUUCUAGAUUUAAUCCGUCGGCUGAGCUUCUAUCGAGGUCGCGUUUAGACCCCGAUCCCAACUCCUCCGCGCUGAGCCUCUACAUCCUUUGCGAAUACAGCGAAAUUCACUAUUCGAUACGAGAAUAA